AUGGCUGACCAAGAUCAUCCCCCUAAACCAAAGACACCCACAGAGGAUGAUGACAAAUCAGAAGCACGCACAUCUGUGGAUGAUGGCAGGGCAUUUGGAUCGGAUAUCCCAAGAGAAAAUAUCCAAACCAAUGUAGAUCAGCAAAAGAAAGAAUAUCGUAAUGUCGGAGGUAGUGGUCAGGCUGAGUCUGAAUCUGAGGAAAGAAAACCUACAUAUAAUCACAUCAGCCACGAAUGCGGAAACGGUGAAUCAGAGUUAGAGAAGAAGAAAGGCAACAAUGCUGAGAAUAGCAAAGUGGCAAGCAGUCGAGAAUCACAGGAAAUAAAUUAUAUAAAUUCUGGGACAGUACAAGGUGAAGUCGGCCACAUGGGGAGUGAACAAGAAGAGUCAAAAAAAAGGAAACAAAACCUUGUUGAGUCUGGACAUGGCGGCCAGAGAAGUUCUGCAGGAGAUCAUAGGGUGGGGGAAAGUGGACAAGAUAAAUGUAUUUUCACCAUAACCGAGGAAAACACACAAAGAAGUUAUUCACAAGCUGCAGACACACCAGGAAACACACACAAAGGUUAUUCACAAGCUGCAGACACACCCGCAAACACACAAAAAAGUUAUUCACAAGCUGCAGACACACCAGGAAACACACAAAGAGACACACCAGGAAACACACAAAGAGGCUAUUCGCAAGCUGCAGACACACCGGGAAACAAACAAAGAAGUUAUUCACAAGCUGCAGACACAUCAAGAAACACACAAAGAGGUUACUCGAAAGCUGCAGACACAUCAAGAAACACACAAAGAGGUUAUUCGCAAGCUGCAGACACACCAGGAAACACACAAAGAGGUUAUUCGCAAGCUGCAGACACACCGGGAAACAAACAAAACAGUUAUUCACAAGCUGCAGACACAUCAAGAAACACACAAAGAGGUUAUUCGAAAGCUGCAGACACACCCGCAAACACACAAAGAAGUUAUUCACAAGCUGCAGACACAUUAGGAAACACACAAAGAGGUUAUUCGCAAGCUGCAGACACACCCGGAAACACACAAAGUUAUUCACAAGCUGCAGACACAUCAAGAAACACACAAAGAAGUUAUUCACAAGUUGCAAGUGUGAACAUACAACAAAAACCGUAUAACAUACUAUCACCAAUGCCACAAUCAACAAAG
Messenger RNA from Paramuricea clavata, 1164 nucleotides. The record is from the annotation of a GenBank genome assembly. NCBI's taxonomy places the organism in Eukaryota, Metazoa, Cnidaria, Anthozoa, Malacalcyonacea, Plexauridae.